This is a messenger RNA of Symsagittifera roscoffensis, 1335 nucleotides long. RefSeq names its product calumenin-like. The record is from RefSeq and is a predicted model, not a curated record. Gene Ontology annotation, cellular component: endoplasmic reticulum. The transcript has a single exon. Bases 5 to 1036 code for a protein of 343 amino acids. Gene Ontology annotation, molecular function: calcium ion binding. Lineage: Eukaryota; Metazoa; Xenacoelomorpha; Acoela; Convolutidae.
AAAGAUGUAUAUAUCAACCCCGUCUUCAUUUUUAUCACAACUGGCUGUAACACUCGUAUUAGUAGUGCUAUCAACGUCAUCUGGAAGAAGUAGUAAUCAAAGCGAUAUCAUUCACUCCAUAUUUUCCAAAAUAGACACAAAUUCAGACAAGGUAAUAAGUAUGGAAGAGCUGCGAAGUUGGAUGCAGGAUGAUUACAAUCUAACUUUGACAUUUCAAAUUGAAGAAGAGUUCCUAAAAUCAGAUUUAAAUGGGGAUAAAGAAGUAACAUGGAGCGAAUUUUUGACCUCAAAUUACGCGACAACGAAGGAUGGAGAAAUUGAUUUUACACGGUACAAAAAAAGCGAACUAGAAAAUGUACGGGCUCAGGUGCGAAGUGAGAAAGUUAGGUUUUAUGGUGCUUGUGAACAAAACGGCUUCAUUUGUCCGGAAAAAGAUCAUUUGAAAAUAGAUUUUGCGAGGUUUAAACUGUUUGCAAUGCCUGAAAUGUUUGAGGAAAUGCAUCAAGUGUUUGUUGAGCUAUCACUCAUGGAGCUAGACGAAAAUGAAGACGGUCUUUUACAAGUAGACGAGUACAUAAAAGCAGUGUCUAAAAUGUAUACCAUGCGAGCGAAUGAGGAUGGAACCACAGCUUCCGAAACUGAUAUAAGACGCGAAUACGAGUAUUUCUUUUCACAUCGCGACGAAGACAAGGACGGUCUAAUGGAUUUUAACGAAAUACUGAAUUGGGUUAUUCCUGAGGAACGCAGAGGCGUCUUAGUAGGUGCAAAGGAAGCCGAACAGUUGUUCAGGGAACUCGAUAAAAAUGAAGACCAAGCACUAACUCUCGACGAAAUAGAACCUCAAUUCCAAAUGUUUUUGAAAAAUGCUCACCCAUCCUAUUAUAUUAAAAUGGUCCAAAAUCAACAAGGUAAAGAAAAUGCGGCUCAUGACGACACAAGCAGCAGCCAAUCAGAACAUAAGGAUGAGAGCCAAUCACAUUCAGAAGAUGAUGGCAUGUUCGUUGAAGAUGAGAUUCCGGAGCAUAUCGAGCUUUGAUUGAACGGAAAAUGAAUCCAAGUGCUGCUCAACCAUGAAAGUCCUUAGAAAUAAAUCUAACUGUUGUGGAUGUGCUUUCGAAUACUUGAAGAGUCCGGAGGUAACUCAAAGAGCUAUAUUAAGUAUUUUAAGCUAAAAAAUGCUAGCCAAUUAUAUUUAUUCAUUUCAAUGAAAUGCUAAAUGUUGUAUAUAUUUUGAUGUAUAUUUAUUUAUUGAUUUAUUUUGGAUUGCUGUUUCCAUUUUGCUAUAUUUAUGUUUAAACAUCGAAAAAAUUAGUUCGAAUGCUUUAGAAUAACGAA